This is a messenger RNA of Lobosporangium transversale, 919 nucleotides long. RefSeq lists its product as hypothetical. The record is from RefSeq and is a predicted model, not a curated record. Gene Ontology annotation, cellular component: cytoplasm. NCBI's taxonomy places the organism in Eukaryota, Fungi, Mortierellomycota, Mortierellomycetes, Mortierellales, Mortierellaceae. Gene Ontology annotation, molecular function: NADPH binding; 6,7-dihydropteridine reductase activity; NADH binding. Gene Ontology annotation, biological process: L-phenylalanine catabolic process; tetrahydrobiopterin biosynthetic process. The coding region runs from base 100 to 789 and encodes 229 amino acids. The transcript is spliced from 6 exons.
CGCUUUUUUUUUUCUUUGCCAUUCUUUUUGUUUCCUCAUUUCUCAUUCUCUCUUUUUGCGUUCCAUUCAUUACCAUUCCUAUUUCGUUCAUUCUAAACCAUGGUUUCUAGCAUUGUUGUCUAUGGUGGCUCUGGUGCCCUUGGCCGUGCCCUUGUUUCGACAUUUAUUCAAAAGCAAUGGAUCGUGACAUCGAUCGAUUUCUUUGCCAACCAAGAAGCGACGACCAACAUUUUGCUCGAGAAGAAUGAUACGCUGGAAGAACAAGGAAGGCGCGUCAUUGGCGCUGUGGGUGGCAAGGUGGACGCGAUUGUUUGUGUUGCUGGUGGUUGGGCUGGUGGUAAUGCUGCAUCCGAUGAAUUAUUUGCUACCUCAGAGUUGAUGUGGAAGCAGUCUGUGCAUUCGUCUUUGGUUGCUGCUCACCUUGCCUCCAAGUACCUCAAGUCUGGUGGUCUGUUGACCUUGACUGGAGCUUAUCCUGCGCAGAAAGGCACGCCUUUUAUGAUCGGGUAUGGUAUGGCCAAGGCUGCAGUUCAUCAACUUGUUGCCAGUCUUGCUGGACCUGACUCUGGUAUUCCUGCUGAUGCCACCGUCAAUGCCAUUCUACCUGUCACCCUUGAUACACCCAUGAAUCGCUCUGGUAUGCCCAAUGCUGAUUUUACUUCAUGGACCCCUUGCAAUGAGGUUGCAGAGACUAUUUAUUCCUGGGCAACAGGCGUUAACCGUCCCACGUCUGGCAAGUUGAUUGAAAUAGUGACCAAGGACAACAAGACCACUUACACUGAAAAAUAAAUAUGUAUACAUUAGUUCCUGUCAAAAGGUCUAAGCAAAAGGAAAAGGAAGAAAGCAAUUAGGAAAAAUAAAUUCAAUUAAACUAAAAAUUAAAACUAAAGUUAAAUAAAAAAAGGCUAAACUGAACUAC